This is a messenger RNA of Trichomonas vaginalis G3, 1083 nucleotides long. RefSeq names its product transmembrane protein 43 family. The record is from RefSeq and is a predicted model, not a curated record. The transcript has a single exon. Bases 1 to 1083 code for a protein of 360 amino acids. Lineage: Eukaryota; Parabasalia; Trichomonadida; Trichomonadidae.
AUGAGGCUUCAUUACGAAUAUUUCUACCAACGCAGGUUAAAUUUGCUCUUCUUAGCAGGUAUCCUUGUGUACCUCUUCUUUGAGUACCAGAAUAUGGUUGAGUAUGUCAAAAGAUAUCCAAUUAUCAAAAAUGUUAAAAAUUUAAAUACAGAUAAGCAAAUUAAAGAUGGUGACAUCGUUUCUUUUGUAACAAACUAUGUUAAUUAUAAAAAGACCACGGACGAAACUUAUAAUUUAUCCAUUGAAUCAAGUUUAAUUCAACAUUCUCACAUGCGAUGUAACAAAAACAUUAAUAUAGAAGAAUCCAGAUGGGAUAUAGUUGAUAAAUACACAUACGUAACACCUUUUAAAGCAGGCAAUUAUUUAGUAUCUCAAAAUUUAAUUUUCAAAACUUAUUCUGGUUCACUAGAAAGUUACAUUCCAACAAAUGGUGAAUCAAGACGCAUCGCCGAUGAAAAUGAUUUCACUUACAUUGGUCAACAAUGGUUCUACAAAGCUAAAAAUUACGAUGUAAUUAGUUAUCUCAAAGGAGGAAGUUUCAGAUCACACAGAAGAGAUAGCUAUUUCGAUAGUUAUAUUCAAACAAAUGAUCCCUUGGUGACUUUAGCAUUAAAUAUUAUCAUUUACUUGAUCAAGAUUGCUUUUUCUGAAGACAGUCGACCAAAAGACGAAUACGCUGAUCUCUUCAGAUACUGUUCACAUGGCGACGAAAGAUUACAAUUCAUUACUUUCAGACCAAAAGAAAUUUCAAUUCUUGCCCAAAUUCACAAUACGACCUUACAUUCAUUCACAUACAAUGGACACGAACAUGGUAUAAUCAUGAAAGGAAAGGUUUCCCUUUCAAAAUUAUUGAGGCCACGAAUUAAACGAGUAGAUACCGUAUUUAUAAUAGCGGCUAUAGUAAUUACGUUGCUGAUGACAAAUGGAAUCACUGAUACCAAUAAGGAGUUUAAUGCAACAUUAUUAUUAUUCACUGCAAUGAUUUACGCAUUCAGAUCCUAUUUCCUUAACUAUAGUUAUUACAAUCGAUCAUUAGGAAUAUCCUUAUUGUUCAUCACUGUUUUCUAUUAUUAUUAUUUGUGA